UGAUGAACUUGGUUUUGCUCUGAUUCGAUUCACAACACUUUGAAACACUGACGAUCUUACUUGUUUCUAUCUAAAACCAUGGCGUUUAUAUUUAUGUUGUACGAUAAUGAAUGGAUGUCACACGGUGCCUUUUUUCUUCUUCUUCUUCUUCCCUUUUCAGUUCUAAAUUGAUGGCUUGUCUUUUUCUUUCACGUUAUUUUCAGUCCCAAAUUACCACAAAUACCAAACUCCUGCUGCUGCUUCAUUCUAGUAGUACAAUCUGCUUUGCUAUAAAGGGGUUUCAAGUAAUGGACCGCCGUUGGCCUUGGAAGAAAAAAUCAUCUGAUAAAGCUGAUAAAGAUGCUGCUGCUGCUGCCGCCGAAGCAGAUGCUGCCGCUGCUGCUUUAGCUUCAGCUGCAUCUCAAAAUGAUCAGAAUACUUACAAAAAACCCAAGUAUGUUCAAAUUUCCAUGGAAUCAUAUUCACAUCUCACUGGUUUGGAGAAUCAAGUGAAAAUAUAUGAGGAACAAGUCCAGACAUUGGAGGAUGAGAUUAAGGACUUGAAUGAAAAGCUCUCUGCAGCCAAUUCAGAGAUUAGUGGCAAGGAAGACCUGGUGAAACAGCACACUAAAGUUGCAGAAGAAGCAGUCUCGGGUUGGGAAAAGGCUGAAGCAGAGGCCUUGGCCUUGAAAAAUCAUCUGGAAUCUGUUACCCUUUUGAAGCUCACUGCUGAAGAUAGGGCAUCGCAUUUGGAUGGUGCUCUUAAAGAGUGCAUGCGGCAAAUCCGAAAUCUGAAGGAAGAACACGAGCAGAAGUUGCAAGAUUUGGCUGUUAGCAAAAACAAGCUAUGUGAAAAGAUUAAGCUUGAGCUCGAAGCAAAGAUAGCUUAUUUAGACCAAGAGCUCCGUAAGUCUGCAGCUGAAAAUGAUGCAAUUUCUAGGUCUUUGCAAGAACGUUCUAACUUGCUGGUCAAGAUUACUGAAGAAAAAUCUCAAGCUGAGACCCAGAUUGAGUGUUUGAAGGGUAACAUCGAAUCAUGUGAAAGGGAAAUCAAUUCACUGAAGUAUGAGAUGCAUGUAGUUUCCAAAGAGCUCGAAAUUCGUAAUGAAGAAAGGAACAUGAGCAUGAGAACUGCAGAAGCAGCUAACAAGCAGCAUAUGGAGGGUGUAAAAAAGAUAGCAAAGCUAGAAGCAGAGUGCCAAAGGCUGCGUGGUCUUGUGAGGAAAAAGUUGCCUGGUCCUGCUGCACUUGCCCAAAUGAAGCUAGAGGUUGAGAGUUUAGGCCGGGAUUAUGGAGAUACUCGAUUAAAAAGGUCUCCCGUCCGGCCUUCUACUCCACACACACCUGCUGUCACUGAUUUUUCUCUUGACAAUGCACAGAAAUUCCAUAAAGAGAAUGAGUUUCUCACUGAACGAUUAUUAGCAAUGGAAGAAGAAACAAAGAUGCUGAAAGAAGCUUUGGCAAAGCGUAACAGUGAACUACUGGCUUCUAGGAAUCUGUGUGCUAAGACAUCUACCAAGCUUCAAACUUUAGAAGCACAACUUGCCAUCAGCAGCCAACAAAGAAGCCCCUCAAAAGUUAGCAAUUCACCAAGUGUGACUUCUGUGUCUGAAGAUGGAAUUGAUGAUGAAAAAAGUUGUGCCGACUCAUGGGCAACUAGUAUGAUCUCUGAGCUCUCUCAAUUCAAAAAGGAAAAGAGCAUUGAAAAGUUGAAUAAAACUGAAAAUGUGAAGCACCUGGAUCUUAUGGACGACUUUCUUGAGAUGGAGAAGUUGGCGUGUUCUUCAAAUGAUUCUACUGCAAAUGGUGCAAUCACUAAUGCAGGUUGUACAAACAAUAAAUCACCCGAAGCUGUUAAUGCUGAUGCUUCAGGAGAGACUUCUUGCAAGGAACUCCAGUCUGGAAAGCAGCAUGAUCUAUCACCACCAGCAAAUCACGGGUCUAUAGUCCAUCCUGAAUCUGAUGCAGACAAAUUGCUUGUUAUGAAGCUUUAUUCAAAGCUUUCUAUGGUGCUUGAAUCAAUGUCCAAGGAUGCUGAUGCGCACAAAAUUCUGGAUGACAUCAAAUGUGCUAUCCAGGAUGCACAGGACACUCUGAGCGAUCACUCUGUCAAUGGUGUCUCUGAGGAAGUGGAUGGCUCUGAAGGCAAAUGCAAUAGGCAGGGUCAUCCGGAAAAUGGAAGCUUAACUGAAGGGAAGGACAUUGCUGUGCCCCCAGGUGAUAAGGUGACUACAGAAACUUUGCAAACUAUGAGUCAAGAAUUAGCUGUUGCGAUUUCUCAGAUUCAUGACUUUGUAAUGUCCCUGGGGAAAGAAGCAAGGGCAGUUGACAACAUAUCUUCUGAUGCCUAUGGAUUAAGCCUCAAAAUUGAUGAUUUCUCUGUCACCUACAAUAAAGUCUUAUGCAGCAAUGUGAACUUGGAUGAUUUUAUUUUUGGUCUUUCUACUGUUUUAGCCAAAGCCAGUGAACUAAGAUUCAAUGUGCUCGGCUUCAAGAGUAACGAAGCGGAAAUGAAUGGACCUGAUUGCAUAGAUAAGGUUGCUUUACCAGAGAAUAAGGUAAAUCAAAAUGAUUCAUCAGGGGGAAGAUAUCAAAAUGGCUGUGCCCAUAUUUCAAAUCCAACUUCCAAUCCUGAGGAUCCUGAUGAUGGGAACCUGGUCUCAGAAUAUGAAUCAAAACAAGCAAGCAACAUCUCAUCAGAAGAAUUCGAGGAAUUGAAGUUGGAGAAAGAAAACAUGGCGAUGGAUCUUUCUCGAUGUACUGAAAAUCUGGAGAUGACUAAGUCCCAAUUACAUGAAACUGAGCAGCUUUUAGCAGAAGCAAAAUCUCAAUUGGCUGCUGCUCAAAAGUCAAAUAGUUUGGCUGAGACUCAGCUCAAGUGCAUGGUAGAGUCCUAUAGGUCACUUGAAAGACGUGCAGGGGAGUUAGAGACUGAUGUGAACCUUCUCAGCACAAAAAUCAACACUCUAGAAAAUGAGCUUCAAGAUGAAAAGAGAAGUCACCAUGAUGCUUUUUCCCGAUGUAAAGAACUAGAAGAGCAAUUGCAAAGGAACGAGAAAUGUUCUGUUUGUUCGGCAGCGGAUAAUGACCUCAAGAACAAUCAGAGAGAGUUAGCAGCUGCAGCCGAGAAACUUGCGGAAUGUCAAGAGACCAUAUUCCUUCUUGGCAAGAAAUUGAAAGCUCUCCACCCUCAGACCGACAAGAUAGGAUCACCCUACAAUGAGAGGAGCCAAAAAGGUGAAGGUUUCCGCGAGGAUGAACCCACUACCAGCGGCAUGAACUUGCAAGACCUGGAUCAGGCAGAUAUAGACACGGCUGCUUCAGGCAACGGAAGCCAAACUGGUGCGGAAUCCCCCAUGGAGUCAUUUAACAUACCAUGCAGUCCUCCUAAUACUGAAGGAAACGUUUUGAGAUCACCAGUCAGUUCAAAACACAGGUCAACGAUGUCAAGCUCUUUAUCUACCACUCCUGCCACAACCCCAGAGAAACAUUCAAGAGGCUUUAGCAGAUUCUUUUCCUCCAAAGGAAAGAAUGGUGUUUAAGGCUGCAUCUCUCAUGGAGCAUAAAACCCCAUCAUUGAGAAGGUCUCUUAAUAAGAAUUCCAAGAACCCAAACUUAGAAUUUUGUAACUAAUGACUGUAUAUUGCAUCCUUUUAUCUGUUCUCUUCUUUUCCCUUGUGUAAUUUGCCUACGUGAAUGUGACAUAGUUUUAAGCUGUUGAAUAUAUGAUUGUAUGUGGCAGUUCUGUUAA
Molecule: messenger RNA, 3730 nt
Organism: Gossypium raimondii (Peruvian cotton)
Lineage: Eukaryota; Viridiplantae; Streptophyta; Magnoliopsida; Malvales; Malvaceae
Product: filament-like plant protein 4
Exons: 6
Coding region: 111-3521 (1136 amino acids)
Source: RefSeq, a predicted model, not a curated record